CGCAUGUGUCUGAAGUGCUGAUUGGCUCCGGUGGAGAAGCUUGGCGGUCGGUGGUUCCGGAGCCUCCUCGGGAUGUCGGUGGCCUUCGUACCCGACUGGCUGAGGGGCAAGGCGGAAGUCAAUCAAGAGACGAUCCAGCGGCUCCUUGAGGAGAAUGACCAGCUGAUCCGCUGUAUUGUGGAGUAUCAGAACAAGGGCCGGGCGAACGAGUGCGUCCAGUACCAGCAUGUGUUACAUAGAAAUCUCAUUUAUUUGGCUACCAUCGCAGAUGCCAGCCCAACCAGUACUUCAAAAGCAAUGGAAUAGUCUUUCGAAAGCAAUGGAAUAAUCUUCCAGUUGGCUGUCAUGAGGAGUAAUUAAGUGUAAUCCAUCUCUUACAAAACAGAGACAGGAUCUUUACCAACUUAACUGGUUAAAACAUGAAUGAAACCUCCUUGGCUCUUUCAAAAAAUGUGAAAAUGUGAAGAAAGCUACUAACUUAACUGAAUUCUCAAUGUAAAUUUUUUUUUCUUUUCAUGGUAAGCUUACCGUUCAAUUUUUUUUUUAAAUAAUUAAGCGAAUCCCUCAAUGAGUUGAGCCCAGGUGUCCUGUUUCCUGAGCUUGGAGCAAGUUUGGAUAACAAAGACAUCACUGGGAUGUUUGAGUCUACUUUUUAGUUUCAACCUGAAGAGAAAACUGAGUAGGUAUUGGGCAGGUAUUGGUGAGACUCCUGACUUGAGACCUUGCUAAAUGGACAUGUAACUGUGUGCUCCUUCCUACCAGUCUGUAAAUGUGGUCCCCCCACUGCUGUUUUCAGAUUGUUUGAAAUAAAGCUUACUUUUCUAUAAAAUAC
Sapajus apella (tufted capuchin) is the source of this 832-nucleotide messenger RNA. It is a transcript of the gene SS18L2, whose product is annotated as SS18 like 2. Gene Ontology annotation, biological process: positive regulation of transcription by RNA polymerase II. Gene Ontology annotation, molecular function: transcription coactivator activity. The coding region runs from base 73 to 306 and encodes 77 amino acids. Gene Ontology annotation, cellular component: nucleus. NCBI's taxonomy places the organism in Eukaryota, Metazoa, Chordata, Mammalia, Primates, Cebidae. The record is from RefSeq and is a predicted model, not a curated record. The transcript has 3 exons.